AUUGCGUAUUCAGUCCCAUUUUAGUAAUGGAUAACUUCGGUUACCGCGAAAUGGGUUGGCCGACGCCUUUGCAAACUCCCACGUCUCCGACUAGACCGCGACCAACGAGAAGCUUUAGCACCAGGAAUAGAGAACCAGAAGAGUUUCCACUAAAUUCAACAUACAGACAUGUACGCAGCAUCGACUUACUGGAAAGUGCUCGAGAGCCCGGUAAAGCCAAGGAGUAUAUAUUCGUGGGUCCAUCCCCACCAGCAGAAGAUACUACAAACUUAUAUCAUAGCUACGACGUCUUAGCACCAGACCCUGAAGCAAGAUUGUCGGAUGAAUCGCUGAGAAAAUGUUUAUGUGAACGCGCUGUUACAUUAGGUGCUGGGAGAUUUUUCGAUGACGUGGAAUGCGGAUUAAUAACCGCAGAAAAUAUUGUAGAACAUAUAUCUUCAGCUCCAGAAGUGGUGGUGAAUUUGACCUUAUUGUGGGCUGCAUUUUUGGGCCGCGAUGAAUUACUUCCAUACAUUUUGGAGGCUGGCGCUGACAUACAUAAUUCGGAACCUGCAGGAUUGACGGCAUUACAUUUAGCUGCUUUCAGUGGGGCUGGUAGAGUAGCUGCUUUUCUGAUAUCCCGUGGAGCAGAUGUGGAUUAUGCACCAAAAUAUUUCACUCCUCUUCAUUGUACUGCAUUUGGAAAUUCUUUAGAAGUUGCAGAACUACUGAUAGCAAAUAAUGCGUCAUUACAUACUGUAGUUCAAAGAGCAGGAUGUGAAGAUAAUCUUGUUCACUGCGCUGUAAGAAGCGAUGCUGUAGAAUGCAUGGAAUUAUUUAUAGAAAGAGGUGUGGAUCCCGGAUAUGUGACAUCAGGCGGUUUGAAUGCUUUACAUCUAGCUGCAGAAUUAGGAGCUCAACGUUGUUUGCAUUAUUUGUUAAAAGAAACAAAAAUAAGUGUAAACGGUACUACAAAGCAAAGAGAUAAAGAAAGUACGGCCUUACAUUUAGCAGCUGCAAGAGGGUACGCAGAAUGUGUUGAACUAUUAAUAGCUCAAGGAGCAAAAACAAAUACGAAGAACUAUAGAGGAUUUACUCCUCUUCAUCUUGCAGCCAGAUGUUCGAGUGUAGAAUGUGUGGAAAUUCUUUUAAGAGACGGUAAUGCAGACGCAAAUAUUGAAGAUUUAGAUAAAAGAACUCCAUUACAUGCGGCUGUUAAUCGAUCAGAACGCGCUUGUGACAUAAUUGACAUGCUGGUUAGUUGGGGAGCUCAAGUAAACAAAAAAGAUGCUUAUGGGUAUUCACCCUUACACAUCGCGGCGAUGGAUGGUUUGACUCAGUGUGUCGAAACGCUUAUUUAUCUAGGCGCCGAUGUAACGUCAAAAUCAAAGAAAGGUCAUACAGCUUUAAGCGUAAUAACUAGGAAAACUCCCAAAUCGUUAGCUAUUUUACGUCAUAAUCUUGAUAGUGGUAUUUCUCUAAGUCGUUCUACAGAAGGAAAUGAAGAAGUUCAAAUUGAAUUUGACUUUGGAAAGCUACUAAAAUUUUCUUAUCCACGCGAAAUAACUUAUCUGAACAGUUUAAUUGAUGAAGGUCAGAAGGAUAUUUUGUUGCACCCUUUAUGUUCUGCGUUUUUGUUUAUGAAGUGGCGUAAGAUAAGAAAAUUUUAUUUGGCAAGAUUGGUGUUUUGUUUUUUGUUUGUAACUUUUUUGUCCAUUUAUGUACUAACUGCUGUAGUGAAAACUUGUACUGGAAAAUAUUCUAAGAAAUAUGGCGUCCCUAAUGAACUCUGCCAAAAACAAUCACUACUAGGUGUGAUGUUGAAGAACAAUCCGAUAGAAUUUGAAAGGUGGGUGUUAAUUGGAAUAACCGCCUUUGAAAUUGUACGAAAACUUACUGGUAUUACUGGUUAUUCGAGUAUAUAUCAAUAUUUUACUACUUUUGAAAAUUUGAUGGAAUGGUUUGUGCUUCUGUCUGUAUUUUCGCUAUACAAUAUUGAAAAAGAUUAUAGUUGGCAGAAUCAUAUCGGAGGCUAUGCUGUUUUAGGCGCGUGGACUAACUUGAUGCUCAUGAUGGGCCAACUACCAAUGUUUGGAGAUUAUGUUGCAAUGUACCAAAAAGUUUUAACUGAAUUCUUAAAACUUCUUUUGGCUUAUAUUUGUCUCUUAUUGGGUUUCGCUAUUUGCUUUUGCGUUGUUUUCCCAAACGAAGAAAUGUUUUCGAACCCUCUUAUGGGUUUCAUCAGUACAUUGUCAAUGAUGGUGGGAGAACUUAACCUAAAUAUCCUCAUCAAUGAUCCCUUGCUCGAUGAAGAUCCACCAUUAGUGUUUGAGUUGUCAUCACAAAUAAUAUUCAUCUUGUUUCUUAUGUUUGUGACAAUAAUUCUGAUGAAUUUACUUGUCGGUAUUGCUGUUCAUGAUAUCCAAGGUUUACGUAAAACUGCUGGAUUAUCUAAGUUAGUAAGACAAACCAAGCUUAUUCUGUUUGUUGAAAUGGGGAUGUUUAGUGCUUGGUUACCUAAAUGCUUACACAAGUAUGUUUAUAGAACGGCUUUGGUAUCUCCAGAGGCCGGUAAAGUAAUAUUAAGUGUAAAACCAUUAAAUCCGAGAGAAAAACGAUUACCUACUGAUAUAAUGAUGGCAGCUUAUGAACUGGCACAGUUGAAUAAAGUAAAAUAUGGAAAAUCAGUAAAAGAGAUGCUAUACAAAAAUAAGUAUUCGUCAAAACUGAAUGAAUCUCAGCCGAGCGAUAAUAACUUUAACAUUGAAAUAAGAGGUAUGCAAGAGAAAAUCGAUCAAACUACUUUUAAUUUGAAGAAAAUAGAUCAAGAGUUGAGACAUCUAAAUACAAUGUUAAACGAACAACAUAUUAUGCUGCAGAAUUUCAUUAAGUGUACUGAUUUGGUGCCUUAUAGGGGACAAAUUGUUACAUCUCCAUCUUACAGUGAAACUUCUCCAUUCGUCUUCUAUCCAAAUAAUGGUGAUAUAAAAUAGACCUCUAUUUCAAAUUAUGAAUCAUGGUGUAUUAUACAAAUGAAAACCUCGUAGAAAAUUUUUGUUAUUUUUUAAUGGGGUCAGUGAUAAAAAGUUAAAGUAAGAAGGAAUACGCAGAACAUUGUAUGAUAAUUUUUCUAUUAACUAUUAAAUUUUUUUUUGUACUCAACAGUCUUUCAAAAUUUGAAUGUUUACAGUUCAAAAUGGAGGAUUUUACUAUAAAAAUGAAAUGUUAUCUUGAUUACUUCAUUAAUUUUAAUUCACAUAAUUAUGAACGUUCAAAUCUCUUAAGGUAUUUACUUUGCUUUAAUAAACAAUUCUGAACAAACAGUUUCUGAUAAUAAGGCUUAUUAUCUUUAAAAGAUAACAUAAAAACGUGAUUAGAUGAUUGAGAAACGUGUGGUUCACGAUCAAGGAGGAUGAUUUUGAAGGCGAUGAUACAUAUAUAAAAGGUCAUCUACCUGGUUUACUGACUGACAGACAACGCACAGUCUAA
Messenger RNA from Diatraea saccharalis (sugarcane borer), 3468 nucleotides. NCBI's taxonomy places the organism in Eukaryota, Metazoa, Arthropoda, Insecta, Lepidoptera, Crambidae. The record is from the annotation of a GenBank genome assembly.